UGGGGAAGGAGGGAGGGGAGGGAGGCAGAGAAGCAAGGCGAGAGAGCGAGGGAGGGGGCGGCCAGGAGGAGAGAGGAGGAAGGCGCGCGGGCGGGAUGGCGCGCGACGAGGAGAACUAUUACGGCAAGCACGGAACACCUCAAAAAUAUGAUCCAACUUUCAAAGGCCCUAUUUAUGACAGAGGCUGCACGGAUAUCAUCUGCUGCAUCCUGCUCCUGGUUGCUAUUGUGGGCUACGUUGCUGUGGGAGUUGUUGCAUGGACACAAGGAGACCCCAGGAAGGUGAUCUAUCCAACAGAUAGCCGCGGCCAGUUUUGUGGCCAGAAGGGAACACCUAAUGAGAACAAACCUUUCUUGUUCUACUUCAACAUCAUGAAAUGUGCCAGCCCUUUGGUCCUGCUGGAAUUUCAGUGUCCCACCACCCAGAUCUGUGUAAGUAAAUGCCCGGAUCGGUAUCUCACCUACCUAAACGCCUACACAAAUGGGGCUUCUGGGGACCUUAAAUACUAUCAGCAGUUUUGCCUCCCAGAAUUUAAAGAUCUGAGAAAGAGUGUAACUGAAGUUUUGAAAGAUGGUGACUGCCCAGCCAUGUUGACUCCAAGCAAGCCCUUGGCUCGCAGAUGCUUACCUGCUGUCAGUGCUAGGAAAGGAGUCGUAAUGGUUGGAAAUGAGACCACCUUUAAAGAUGGAUAUGGGAAGACAAGAAAUGUGACAGACCUUAUUGAAGGGGCCAAAAAGGCAAAUGUGGUUCUUGAAGCAAGACAAGUGGCAAUGAAGAUCUUUGAAGAUUACACCGUUUCCUGGUACUGGAUAAUAAUAGGUCUGGUGAUUGCCAUGGUGGUUAGCCUCAUCUUUAUUGUCCUUCUCCGGUUCCUGGCAGGGAUCAUGGUCUGGGUGAUGAUAGUGCUGGUGAUCCUGGUGCUUGGAUAUGGUAUCUUUCACUGUUACAUGGAAUAUGCUCAGCUCAAAGGACAGGCUGGUUCUGACGUCACCUUGAGUGAACUUGGAUUCCAGACAGAUCUCCGUGUUUAUCUCCACCUGAGGCAAACCUGGCUGGCCUUCAUGAUCAUCCUCUGCAUUGUGGAGGUUAUCAUCAUCUUACUCCUCAUCUUCCUGCGCAAAAGGAUCCUCAUUGCCAUUGCACUGAUCAAGGAAGCCAGCAGGGCUAUUGGUCACGUCAUGACAUCAUUGCUGUUUCCCCUCUGCACUUUCUUCCUGGUGUGUCUCUGCAUUGCUUACUGGGCGAGCACAGCAGUUUUCUUGUCUACCUCUAAUGAAGCUGUCUACAAGGUUUUUAAUGAGUCAGAGUGUGCUUAUGCUGGAAAGACCUGCAACCCAGAGACCUUCAAUACUUCCAACAUCACCAAGCAGUGCACAGAUGCCCGUUGCCUUUUUGCCUUCUAUGGUGGUGAGACCGCCUACCACAAGUACCUCAUCAUCUUCCAGAUCUACAAUGUCUUCAUGUUCUUCUGGCUAGCCAACUUCGUCAUUGCCUUAGGCCAGGUCACACUGGCUGGAGCCUUUGCCUCCUACUAUUGGGCCUUUAAUAAACCAGAUGACAUGCCUGCAUUCCCCCUCUUUUCUUCCUUUGGCCGAGCACUCAGGUAUCACACAGGCUCACUGGCCUUUGGGUCUCUGAUUCUAGCUAUCGUCCAGGUCAUUCGGGUUAUUCUGGAGUACUUGGAUCAUAGGCUAAAAGCUGCUGAUAACAAGUUUGCCAAGUUUCUUUUGGUCUGUCUCAAGUGCUGCUUCUGGUGCCUGGAGAAGUUCAUCAAGUUCUUGAAUAGAAAUGCAUACAUCAUGAUUGCCAUUUAUGGCACCAAUUUCUGCACUUCAGCAAGAAAUGCCUUUUUCCUGCUCAUGAGGAAUAUCAUAAGAGUGGCUGUUCUGGACAAAGUCACAGAUUUCCUGCUUUUCCUCGGCAAACUUUUGAUUGUAGGAAGUGUUGGGAUACUCGCCUUCUUCUUUUUUACCCAUAAGAUAAAAGUGAUUCAAGAUACAGCACCACCUCUCAACUAUUACUGGGUCCCCAUUCUGACUGUAAUUGUGGGCUCCUAUCUUAUUGCCCAUGGAUUCUUCAGUGUGUAUGCCAUGUGUGUGGACACCCUCUUCCUUUGCUUUUGUGAAGAUCUGGAAAGGAAUGAUGGAUCUCCUGAGCGGCCUUAUUACAUGUCCCCUGAACUGAGAGAAAUCCUGCUGAAGGGGAGCCUAGAAUCUUCCAAAAGUGCCGAGAGCCAAGAAUAGGGGCAAGACAAGGGCACCAAGUGGGAAAGGUGCAAACACGCUGCAAGUGUCCCACUACCUACCUUGUGCACACACCUCUGUGAUCAGUGUGCAGUGGCUCUUCCUUUGUGGCUGCCCUGAUUCCUGGUGCAAACCUUGUGAUUUUGACGUUCUGGGAAAGUAUAAGGGUCACUUGUACCUAGCAAGUGGGAGAUUGUGGUGGUAUAUAACCUCUGUUCAGCAAAGAUUCAAGCACCAAAAGGUUAGAGCUGGAACUGGAGGUUCAAAUGUAUGUAAUGCUGAUCAAUGCUCUCCUCCACUGUGGUACCACUCAGGGUUGUCUUUAGCUCUCCUCAAGAUGCCAUCUUUGUACCAAGGUUGGCUAUUUAAGCAUACAUAAUCAAGAUAAAGAUGAUUGGUAUAAGAGUUUGCUUUAAACAAACAUCAGGUGCUUUCUGUAUUUUUGGUCCUUUGAUUAGGCAGAGCUGGGGCAGAGCCAUUCUGUUUGGGAAUGUCAAGCAUGGCUGCUGGGUGAUUCCAGAAAGAGGCAGGAAAUUCAGAGAUAUUGGUGGGUGCACCUUCUUUCUUUGUGAGUCGCUGUGGAGGGUUAAAUUCAUUCUCGUUGAGUAAGGAACUUCCAAGUUGCACAGGAUCUACAGAAAGAAAUUAGUGGAAGAGAAAUUGCUUGUCUUGUUCUGAAAUUUAAAAAAAUCUUCAUAGGCCUCUUUCUAUAUAGAGUUGAGGAUGUGUUCAACCAAAGCCUAUUUCUACCAGUACCUAGAAAUGUAUGGAAUGUACAUGUCUUCAUUUAUACUUUUUGACGCAUAGCGGUGUUCUGUGCAAUCCUUUUAGUGAACUGUUUUGAAUUUCUAGCAUGCCACUGAAAGUAUUGCUGCUUGCAGAAUUCUCUGAUCCAAAUACUGUUGUAUUUGCUUCUUUUAAACUUUUAUAAAGCUUGUUUUGAUGCAAAAGGAUGUGUUAUUUUUCUCUAACAUGUAAUCCUUUCAGAUGAUUCUUUUACUGGUAUCAAUUUUUGCUUCUUAUCUGGAUAGGCUUUUAUAGGUGUGCCAGAGAAAUGGAUACAUUACCUGUAUCAUUUCUCCCUUCAAAAUAAGUAAAUCAGAUGAUGUGCAGGUUGGGAACACACUUUUCAGCCUCAUUAUUUGCUUCAGGUGGACAGCACUAUUCAGCUAGUUUUGUGGUCCCUGGCAGCCCUAGCAGUUAUUGCUGCUGCCACCAUGGCCAGUAGAUGUACAUUGCCAACACUUACAGUGUUGAAAGGGGGAUCCUUUUCUUCCUCUCCUUAUGGAAGACAAGGAAAUGCUUCCUCUGUCUUGCCAAUCUGUGGGGCUCUGAUGUGGGAGGGCAGUGCCAAAUUGAGCAGUAGCAGUUGUAGGAAUUUUCUCUAAGGCCGAGUUUUAGCAUCAUUUGUCAAAUUCAGACAGCAGUGGUUAACUUCCAUUGGGUGGUUGGGUGGCAGGUCCAGUGGUGGUUCAAAAUAUUGUGAAGUUGCCUGUGCCUGUGUGAGGAAUGUUAAAGUCAAGAUGGUGCAACGGAGGCCGCAGUCAGAAGUGGGGAGGAGCUAUACAGUGUAAUGCAUUGGCUGGUUUUGUUGAAAAUGGUUAAUAUCCUCCUCACCUUGUUCCAAGUGAUAUCAAAACAUCCAGGUUUUGUCUUAACAAAGUCAGUGCCUUAUUCAGUGCUAAGAAAUGCUAAGCUUCGUGUUGCCUAGGUUUUUUUAAAAAACACUAUCCACUUAAAUUUUAUGACUUGAAAACAAUGCUUGGAGCACCUGCUUGUGAAUACGUUAAGUCACUUUGUCAUGUGAAAGUGACACGUUCUGAGUAAAUUUAUUUGUGGGAAGAUGCAGCAGCUUGUUAUUUUAAAAAGACAAAUUGUUACAAGCAGCCAUAAGUAAAAAAAGUAAAUACUGGCUUGUUGUCUCAAUUAUUCCUGAUAGUUACUUUUGGCUCAAGUGUCCUCCAAAGAGCAACACAGAACAAUUGAAACUGAUUGACAAAGUUGCGAAGUUGAAUAUAAAUAAAUUAAUGCAGACAGAA
Molecule: messenger RNA, 4282 nt
Organism: Anolis carolinensis (green anole)
Lineage: Eukaryota; Metazoa; Chordata; Lepidosauria; Squamata; Anolidae
Gene: slc44a2
Product: solute carrier family 44 member 2 (CTL2 blood group)
Exons: 22
Coding region: 96-2243 (715 amino acids)
Biological process (GO): transmembrane transport
Molecular function (GO): transmembrane transporter activity
Source: RefSeq, a predicted model, not a curated record